Acanthosepion pharaonis is the source of this 630-nucleotide messenger RNA. The record is from the annotation of a GenBank genome assembly. Lineage: Eukaryota; Metazoa; Mollusca; Cephalopoda; Sepiida; Sepiidae.
AUGCCAAAUGAAAAAAAAUCACCCAACAUCGCAAUCUCUAGCCAAAAGAAAAAAUUAGUAAAACAGAAAUAUUGCUUCCAAAUAUCUAUUUCAGUCUGUUCAUUAUCUAUCUAUCUAUCUAUCUAUCUAUCUAUCUAUCUAUCUAUCUUAGUGUGUUUACACGCAUCUAUUCACAUAUCCUCUCAAUCAAUCAAUCUAUCUAUCUAUCUAUCUAUCUAUCUAUCUAUCUCUGAGAUCGGGAGAGCUAAUUUUUCAAAUUUUUCAUUAAAUCUAUCUAUCUAUCUAUCUAUCUAUCUAUCUAUCUAUCUAUCUAUCACAGUCUGUUUCCUAUCUAUCUAUCUAUGUGGUUACGCCUGCACAAACUAUUAUAUAAUAAAUUCUUUUCGCACUGAUCACAUUGGUACCUUUUCGUUUUCCCUUGUUUUAUUAACUAACUUAUCUAUCUAUCUAUCUAUCUAUCUAUCUAUCUAUCUAUCUAUCUAUCUAUAUAUAUAUGCAUAUAUCUAUCUAUCUAUCUAUCUAUCUAUCUAUCUAUCUAUCUAUCUAUAUAUAUAUAUGAAAUCGUCCAACAUUCGCUGCCGUAAAGUAUUUUUCUCAUUUUUUAUAUCUUACUCUCUCUUUCGCUGUUAG